UCCAAACGGGCUCAUACUAGUGAGGAAAUAUCUUAGAACACCAUUAUCUUCUAACAUUCUCAUAUCUAUUGAGCGGGAAAAGACACCGACAAAGCGAAGAAGGAAGAAAAGCACACAGACAUAAUCACACUCGUAGGAGAAGCUAAAGAGAGGGCAAACUGAUAAUUGAAGGAACAAUUUUACUAUACAGAGAAGUCAUUCUCGGCGUUGAUGCGUUUCUGAGCAAAGGGAAAGGAAAUGAGUUGGUGUUGUUGUAAUAGUGUUUGCACUUCAAGUUCUAGACAACUGUUGGCGACUAGUGAUUUGUCGAGCAUACCCAGUAGAGUAUCAAAUGCGGGUUUGAAGCAGAAGAGAAGCCUUCGCGGGGUACCAAAAGUUUUUGCUUAUUAUGGCCUUAAAACCCCACCUUAUAAGCUUGAUGCACUAGAACCAUAUAUGAGUCAAAAGAUGCUCGAGGUACAUUGGGGAGAGCAUCAUUGCGGUUAUGUUGAAGCUCUUAACAAACAACUUGAGAAGAAUGACAUGCUUUAUGGAUGCACCAUGGACGAACUUAUCAAAGUAACAUACAACAAUGGAAAUCCAUUACCUGAAUUCGGUGUUGCUGCCCAGGUAUGGAAUCAUGAUUUCUUCUGGGAAUCCAUGAAACCGGGAGGUGGUGACAUGCCAAAAUUAGGACUUCUUCAGCUGAUUGAGAAGGAUUUUGGUUCAUUUACCAACUUUAAGGAGAAGUUUAUAGAAGCAGCUCUCACAUUAUUUGGCUCUGGAUGGAUUUGGCUCGUCUUGAACAGAGAGGAGAAGCGUCUUGCAAUUAUUAAAACAUCAAAUGCUGUCAACCCUCUUGUGUGGAAUGACAUCCCCCUGAUCGGUUUGGACUUGUGGGAGCAUGCUUAUUAUCUGGAUUACAAGGUGACCCAUAGUUCUUCCUUUCUGCUUUCUGCAAAGAGAUUCUUUCUAAUGUGUCUGUCUUUGUUUCCUCUCUUUUCACAGAAUGAUAAAGCAAACUAUGUUAAUGUGUUUAUGAAUCAUCUUGUCUCUUGGGAUGCGGCAUUGGGACGCAUGGCUCGAGCACAGGCCUUUGUAAAUUUAGGCGAACCCAAAAUCCCUGUUGCAUGACAUGUCCCUUUAAGCAGUUCUUACAGCAUAUCCGUGUGCAAGAACAGGUAUUUUAGCAGUAAACUCUCUGCAUUUGCUUCGUUCCUUGGUGGAAGGUGCAUUGUUUAGGAACAAGCGCGCUGAGUUGAGAUAUAUACAUACACUUUCUGGCAAAGUAAUUCAGAGAACAUUUAACGGAAGAACAUAUUAGAUGUUAGAUUUUUUUCUACUGCGGAUCAGCACAAACAGAUUACUGCACUAGGAAUUUCAUUGUUUUCGCGUAAUUGCUAGCUUGUAGUUUGAAAUAGGUGUAGGCGACUGAUUAUCAAGCAAUAAUAUAAUGAGACAUAAUUGUGUACUGAAUGACUCCUUUAGACUGAGCAACUGGCUUUACAUAAAUCAAUGGGUCAAUAUUGUUUCA
Molecule: messenger RNA, 1513 nt
Organism: Lycium barbarum (goji berry)
Lineage: Eukaryota; Viridiplantae; Streptophyta; Magnoliopsida; Solanales; Solanaceae
Product: superoxide dismutase [Fe] 3, chloroplastic-like
Exons: 8
Coding region: 238-1113 (291 amino acids)
Biological process (GO): superoxide metabolic process
Cellular component (GO): chloroplast nucleoid
Molecular function (GO): metal ion binding; superoxide dismutase activity
Source: RefSeq, a predicted model, not a curated record